AUGAAUAACAACAACACUUUAGUAUUUGUGUUCGCCGCUGCUGAUGCCAAUAACGGUAUUUUCGAUGAUGAUGAUGAUGAUGAUGAUUCUGUUCUUCUUCUCAACGACGACGACGUGAACGCGAAAGAAGAGGACGAACAAUUCGCGCGGAUUUUAGAGGAGAAUGAGAGCGAGGAGGAGAAGAGACACGAAAAUGGCAACAAAACGAUGAUGACAAAAGAACGUUUCCGAGAACUCCUCGAGUCGUACUCUGAGACGAGUGGUAAAAACAACAACAAGACAAAAGGAAUAAACGCGAUCGAUAUCGCGGUGUAUUUAGUGGAGAAGAAACUGGUAAAAUCAGUCGAGGAAGGAUUGUUAUUGGUGAAAGAGGAAGACGUGGUGACGGCGAGUUUGUUGAGAGUGAAGAACGCGGAGAAGAGGUGGUCGGAUGUCAUCGCCGCGGACGAGUGGAAGAAAGAGGAGCUUUUAGGAGGACGACGACAACAACAACAACACGUAAAAAACGCCAAGUGCGAAACCGGGCAAAUUUGCUUUACCGUUCAAGACGCGCGCGAAAUGCUCGAGAGAUGCAAAGGUCUUGGUGGUUCGCAAGCCGCGAAAGUCAUUUUGUGUUGCGAGUGCGUGGAUUCCAGUUUACUCAAAACGGACGAGGAGAAACGAUUCGCCGAGGACGAGGAAGACGUCGUGGACGUGUUGCAAGACGUGGCCGGGGUUAUAUUCUUGAAGGACGAUCGGUUUGGCGCGGAAUUAUCGAAGAAAGAGUUUGGGUUGGCGUGCGUGUCCGGUGCGAACGAUGAUAUAUAUAGCGAUGAUGGUAACGACGAUGGCGAGGGAGGAGGAUAUUCGAUAAAAAUUGAUAAAAAGUCUCGCAAGUUUGCAAAGUUCACGACGACGACUUUUAGUAGCAGCAAUAGCAACAACAACAAUAACAACAACAAAAAAGAAAGCACGACGAUUUUGCACACCGGAGAUUACGUCACCAUCGACGGUCAAAACGGCGUCGUCUAUCGCGGCGCCGUCGAACUCGUGCCGCCGGUCAAGUCGGAACGAAACAAGCUGUUCUUCGAAUGGCUCGCGCAAAAAUCCAAAUUCUUAAACGCGAUUCGGAUAUUUGCCGAGUGUGAUUCUGCGGAUGCCAUCGACGAGUACGUUGAUGAAAAUAAUAAUCGCGACGGAACGAGCGUUGGCGGAGGCGACGCGUCGAACUUUAUCGGCGUCGGUUUGGUGAAAGUUGAGAACGUCCUCAAGAAAUAUCGAGGCGGCGAUGCGAGGCAGGCUUUACACAUGCUUUUGUGCGCAGAGACGAAAGAUGAGAGAUACGAAGCGUUGGAUAUGCUCGCACCGCAUUUGCGGUACGAUUUUGAGGACAUGUUCAAGGCCUCGUUCCAACCUGAUCAGAAGAACGAAGAAAAUUCGAGGGUGAUAGUGCGUUUACUGGACGAACCGCUGCACGCGUUUCUGCCGGAUUCGGAAAAUUUGAACGAUUUAGUGCCAUUAUUAGCGGUUGAUUCCGGUAAGGACGAACGAGACGUCGUAGAAAUCAUAGAGCAAAACUUGCUGGACGAAGUAAAUCCUGAUUUUGGAUUUCGAGGCUGUCGGGUUGGAGCUCUCUAUCCGGAAAUCACGAAAGCGCAAGUGCGCGCUCUCCUCGGCGCCGCGUACGGAGUGAAAGAAUUCUUCACGUUUGCAGCAGAACCACCGGUUGUGGACAUAUGCAUACCGAACGUCGCCUCGGCGGAGGAAUUUGAACACCAGUUGAAUUUAAUCCGGAACGUUGCGGAAGAAUUUUCAUUCUUGGAGGAGAAAACCAACUCAAAAAUCGCCUACCGCGUAGGCGCCAUGCUCGAGACGCCGAGGUCGUGUUUGAUUGCGGGCGAUUUAGCAAAAAUGGGAGCAGAAUUUUUAAUCGUCGGGUUAGACGAGCUCACAGAAACAACAUACGGCGUCAGCGUGGAAGAUAGUCACAAAUUCUUUCCGCGCUACUUGUACGGUGGCGAAGAUAUGGACAUUAAUGGCGACGAAUUCGAUUUCGAUGAAGACGACGACGACGACGACGAAGAGAACGACGUGAAAGAUAUCGCCAGAGAGGAGCAGGAAGAGGAAGAAAACGCAAUCAUAUGGAAGUUUAAUCCCUUCAUCGCAUGGGACGAUAAAGGUGUCGGGCGGCUCGUACAAUCAGCUAUUAACGAGGCGAGAGAAGUAAAUCCGAACAUCGACGUCGUCGCGUGCGGUCAGAUGUGCGGUCACCGCGGCGCCGAUUUCAUAUACGGAAAGUUCCAAGAUUUGAACGUGAAUGGCGUUUCGGUCGACCCUAGGUUCAUCGCCGUGGCGAGACUUCGCGCGUUGCAGGCGAUAAUAGCAAAGAAUAGGAAGUAG
This is a messenger RNA of Bathycoccus prasinos, 2379 nucleotides long. Its product is annotated as pyruvate phosphate dikinase. Gene Ontology annotation, molecular function: pyruvate, phosphate dikinase activity. Gene Ontology annotation, biological process: phosphorylation; pyruvate metabolic process. NCBI's taxonomy places the organism in Eukaryota, Viridiplantae, Chlorophyta, Mamiellophyceae, Mamiellales, Bathycoccaceae. The coding region runs from base 1 to 2379 and encodes 792 amino acids. The transcript has a single exon. The record is from RefSeq and is a predicted model, not a curated record.